Molecule: messenger RNA, 2628 nt
Organism: Notothenia coriiceps (black rockcod)
Lineage: Eukaryota; Metazoa; Chordata; Actinopteri; Perciformes; Nototheniidae
Gene: phlda1
Product: pleckstrin homology-like domain, family A, member 1
Exons: 1
Coding region: 113-595 (160 amino acids)
Biological process (GO): positive regulation of apoptotic process
Molecular function (GO): phosphatidylinositol phosphate binding
Source: RefSeq, a predicted model, not a curated record
ACAGCAGCACCGCAGUCUCAGCAGCAGCUCUGGGUUAAACAUCCAUUCAUUCAUCCAUUUAUUCAUUUAUCCUCUAACCGGGAGGAGGGAGCCUUCAGUUUCCGGGAGAAAGAUGCUGGAAAACGGCAUGAAGGUGGUGUUGAAGCAGGGUCUGCUGGAGAAGAGGAGCGACGGCUUGCUGCAGCUCUGGAAGAAAAAGCGGUGCGUCCUGACCGAGGAGGGGGUGCUGCUGCUGCCACCCAAACAGCACGAGCCCAAACAACACGAGCAUGGAGGUCCAGGUGGAGGUGGAGGAGACACAGGGAAAGUGAAAGAGCUGCACUUCGCCAACAUGAAAACCGUGGAUUGCGUGGAGCGUAAAGGCAAAUACGUUUACUUCACCGUGGUCAUGGUGGAGGGGAAGGAGAUCGACUUCAGGUGCCCGCAGGACGAGGGCUGGAUGCCGCAGAUCACCCUUCAGAUGGUGCAGUAUAAGAACCGGCAGGCGAUCCUUGCCGUGAAGUCCACCCGGCAGAAACAGCAGCUGCUGGUGGUGCAGAUGCCCGGUCAGAUUCACGGUCAGAAGACGGUGCGCAGCUCUCCAAACGUCGCGUGACUUGUGGAGGAUAUUGGUGCACCAUCUCAGGUGCAGAGGAAGCGAAAUGCACGCGGGGUUCUUGGCUCUGGGGCCAUCUGGGGACCCCCUUGCAAAAAAGGACCAAGGUUACAGUUUCCUUUUAGUCCUCCUUGGAUAUUUAUGCAAUGACCGAGGAAGUCUGUUCGCAUCAAAGGAGACGAAACAAUGCACAAUGUGGAUUUACUUUGAAAAGUUUAACAGACUCCUGGAGGUAAAAUCCUCCACAUGAAGAAUGUUCUGGAUAUCCAUUCCAUCCAAGGCAGGUUUGAUAUUUCAUACAUGGAGGGUCUUCAUGCCGUUAAGCAGUGAGAAACAGAACUAAACCCCCAUGUAGUGUAAUUAUAUCAUUAUUUGUGCAAUGAAAGGACAUCUGUCUGCAUCAAAGGUUACACACUACUCACCAUAAAGGGAUGAAAGAAAAUGUUGACAGACUACUGGAGGUAAAAUCCUUCACAUGAACCCAGGCAGAUUUGAUGUUUCAUGCAUGGAGGGUCUUUGUGUCUUUGAUCAGAGGGAAAUAGAUUUGAACUGUUGUGUAAUUACAACAGGAAACAUGAAAAUAUGCUAUAUAUUUUGCAUUUGCCACUCUCAGUGAGUUGUUCAGGCUCAGCAGUUCAAAGCCAGGUUUUGAUUUUCAGUAAAUGCACAAACAAUGACUUCCAAAUUUGCUCUGACAGUCUGAAGCAUACAGUGACUCAGUAAUAUGUGCCAUAUGCCCAGAAUAUGCAGCUGUACAGGCCAACUGCACAUCUGCAGUUGGCCGCUCUGUUUGGACAACAGAUUUCCAUGAUUCUCUUUCAAAGGACUCUACUCAAAAAGCCUUUCCAUGAUUGAGUAAUACUUGUCUUUACUUCCUGAGCAGCAGGUCCAUAGCUACCAUUGUCAUUCCCAUUAAUAAUACUUUUAACUUGCUUUAAAGAAAAGUAUUCAUUAAAUUGAGACUUUUAUAUAACCAGGAACUAGAUUAUUUGAGUAUAAAUAUCUAGUUUUCUGGAACAAUAUGACUAAUCUGAAUUAUUUUUGAACAUUGAGAGACAGUAUCUUGGCAUCUGACCAAAACAUUUAUUAUUGACCUGAGUUUUUUCUUUAAAUCCUGGAUAUACGACCCUGCUGAGCAAGAAAUACAUGUAUCCUCAGUUGAACUUUCACAUACAUUGAGGGGAAAACAGUUUUUCUACUCUGUCAGUGUGUCUGGUUUGAUCAAGACUGUAGGAAUGAAAUGAUUUCCGAAUUGCCUCCUGUGUCACCGUCACUCUGCGGCAGUCCAUCUAAUUGAUUGCCUCCGCAGGUUAAUUGGACGCUCAGCUGGAGGAUGAAUAUUGAUGAUCGCAGAAAUCCAUUCUCCUCCACAUUAAACCAGCUUCUCCUUUUCCAACACACGGACGUAUUUCACUAAGGACUGAUGGACAAAAAGCAUGUGAAAAAACAACCGUUCGCUACCAUCCGAUGGGUUUAUCCCUUAUUUAUUAGAUGUAUAUUUUCUAUAAAAAAGUGUUAUGUUGUUGAUGAUUGUUCAGUGUGUUUGUUGCUCGAGUGGAACAAGAGCUUCCUGUUACAAACAAAGCCUGUUGGGAAUAAUCUUACAUAAAGUUGUGUUUGGAUGGUUGCUGUAGAGUUACUCACAUUUCUUGAGUAAACCAAAGAAUACUUUCAUAACGUCUUCUCCCUUGUGCAGUGUUACAGCUCAGAUUAUACUAUUAAUACUAUAGAUAUAUGAUGAGAAACCUGCAUGAGUCUGAUUGCUUGAUUUAAGAGCCACAGUGCAUCUUAGUAUUUUCAUUGUGUGUACAUCAAUCUUCAAUCAUUCAUACAUAACUUGUUCUAUCUUUUGCAAGUCUUAAAUCUGAGUAAGAUACUAUUUAAUUACCCCAGUUUGUUUUCAGUGGCUACAGUAAAGAGCUUAGUUCUCUGGCAAUUUGCCGAGUGAGUUUCUGUUAUGUUGACAGCGCUAAAGAUUAUUUAAUUGGUUGCAUCCAAUCUGAGUGGAUGGGCACGGUUUACUAUUUUAUUCU